AUGGCAAAAUUGUCGGUAUAUUUGACGCGACAUAAACUAGAACUGUUGAUGUUAUUGCUAUUAUGCUCGGGUAUUUGCCAUCUUCUAAUUUUGGUAUUCAGUAGUACCAACAGCUCAAAUUCUGUGCUUUUACAAACGUUCAGUCUCACCACACUGGACAAACGCAAUGGAACUUCAGAUAGUGUGGCUUCUGAUUAUGUGAAUGAUCUUCGUAGCUGGGUGGCUUCUUUAAAUGCCUCGCUAUACACUGGAGAAUGGCAAAAUACAUUUUCUUUCAUCUACUCGAACGGUGGAUCAAGCCCACCAGGCGUGACGGAUGAAAAUAAUAGCUACGUGAUGGUCCUACCUUUUUCAAAAACAGAGGAGAAGACUUUUAACGAUUUGGCCGAAGACGAUAAACUCUCCCUUUUGACGCUGUAUGAAUUUCUCGAUGUGAUGGUCCGUUUCGACGGCGCAACAUGUUUACAACCGUUAACUGAACACAAACGAGCGGAUCAUGAGUUGCACCAGGAAAAACUUUAUAAUCAAAAGAAGGAUUCGCUGGAAUCGUCCUGGUGUCGAUUUAUUACAAAGAAAUGGAGCCUUCAUAUAAAGAAUACAGGCCCGGUGCUAAAUACACGUCUCGAAAGUAAAACGUCAACAAAUGGAUCCUCUCCAAACAAAUUUUCGUUUUCAGACUUCGCGAACGGCAUACUGAUUGUGUACCAAGUUUGUAAUAUUGCACAAGGUCCUUUCGUAAUGAGAGGUGACGUGUUUCAUCGCAUCGGAGGAUUGCAUAACGGAUUUGGUAGAAUGGCUUUGCUAGAAUUUUUUGUUCGAUCGAAAGGCGAGCUGAAGAUAGCGAAACUUUCAAAUUGCAGGUGGACACACGGGAUAGCGCGCGUGGAUCGUGGAACAUUAGAAGGUUCUAACGAUGUCACAGAGUACGCCGCUUUUGGAAAUAAAUUCAAUAUUCUUCGCAUCGUCACAAACAAUCGAAUUGAAUGGACAACGUGUGUGUCAAACUGGAAAUUAUGCCCGGAGAAACCCUAUGUUAAGCCAACAGAGCUGUCCAGCGUGGCAGCACCGAUUUGUUGCGGGAUCGUCUUAUUUCAAAUGCUGAAAGAUAUAACAUGGGCACUGACCCAACUUGGUGUAGAUUAUCGGGUUAUUUAUGGUACUCUGUUAGGUGCAGUUAGAAGUCAGACUGUUAUACCUUGGACGUGUGAUGUUGAUAUCGCGCUUACGAAGGCUGACUACGGUAAUUCUUCGACCUAUUCAUCUAUUGCAGAACUUUUAAGGACAAAGGGCAGCCAUUAUUAUUUAGGGAUAUCUUAUAUGGGUAUGCCAAGGGGCCAUAUGCUGAUGGCACCUUAUAUAGAGGUUGACACAACUCCCUUUUUCGAUGGCCCUGAUGAUUUAGAAGGUAAUAAUUUAUUAUUUAGCAGUGAUAUCGAGGAAGCCGUACAGGGUAUGCUGCCUGUUUCAUCAGGCUGGAGAGAACGUCGUUACGUCGACUUUUAUAUUUCCCCUUCAGUUUGGCUGAACGGAUCUGCUCUUGCUGUGAUUAACAAUGAACAAUUUGUUACUCUGAAGGACAUAGACUAUGAGUUAACUAACUGGUAUGGCAAAGGUUAUCUUCAACCAGCUCAUAGAGGAGAAUGGUUUGGUUGCUUAGACUAA
Molecule: messenger RNA, 1662 nt
Organism: Pocillopora verrucosa
Lineage: Eukaryota; Metazoa; Cnidaria; Anthozoa; Scleractinia; Pocilloporidae
Source: RefSeq, a predicted model, not a curated record